This is a messenger RNA of Pygocentrus nattereri (red-bellied piranha), 1150 nucleotides long. RefSeq lists its product as uncharacterized. Lineage: Eukaryota; Metazoa; Chordata; Actinopteri; Characiformes; Serrasalmidae. The transcript has 7 exons. The record is from RefSeq and is a predicted model, not a curated record. Bases 35 to 1150 code for a protein of 371 amino acids. Gene Ontology annotation, biological process: response to bacterium.
CUCAAAUUUACUUCAAUGAAGACCGGAUUCUUUUAUGGUGAUGGCUCAGAUAUGGAUUCUAAUCUUAUGUCUCUACAUAACAGGUUCUGCUCAAACUGUGGAUCUUUCUGAGGCAUCAUUUGUCUCAGCUGAGCCUGGUGAACCUGUUACUCUACACUGCAAAUUUGUGGAAAAGUUUCCUCAAAAAAAUUGGGUUUGGUACAAACAAAGAUCAGGACAGGAACCAAAGGAAGUGGCAGUGAAGUUAGGCUCUAGAGACCCCACUGAGAGUUCAUCAGACUUAAAAAUCAGAUUCAAAAUAAACAAGAAUUUUUCUCUGACUAUUCAACAAACUACUAAAGAUGAUGAAGGAAUGUACUUCUGUGGACACGGAAAGGAAACCAUUACAUUUUCUAAUGGCACAUUUUUAGCCGUGGCAGCUGAACCUCAGUUAAAUGUAUCAGUUGUCCAAACUCCAGCAUGGAGGUCAGUUUCUCCAGGAGAGUCGGUCACUCAGCAGUGCAUGGUCCACUCUAAAACCAGAGCAGCUGAACUCCGAGUGCUCUGGUUCAGAGCUGCUGCAGGACAAUCCUUUCCUGAAAUCAUUUACGCUCAUCAGAACAGCAGCAGCCGUCAGUGUGAGAUCAGCUCUUCUACACACAGCUCUGUGUACAGCUUCUCCAAGAACAACUUCAGCCACUCUGACGCUGGAACUUACUACUGCGCUGUGGCGGCUUGUGGGAAAAUCAUUGUUAGCAAUCAAGCAUCAGUUCAACUGAAGGGGCCUGUGGAUCCUGUUGUAAUCUUUCUGGGAGCAGCUUUGGGACUGUGUGUGGUUGUGAUCUCUGCUGAAACCAUUAUAAUCUUUAACAGGAGAAACAGUGACCAUGGCAGUGGAUCUCAGGCUGCCAUCCACAAUUUAGCAGAGGUGCUACAAGAGCAGGACUCCGAUGCAGAAGAGUUCGGUUUUGCACCUUUAAAUUUCUCUGACAAGAACCGACUGCUGAAGGAGAACACUUUCACCCGAACUGCUGAGAGUCUGAAUUACGCUCCCAUCCAUUUCAAAGAGAACAAACCCAAACCUGGACGAGUGAAGAGAGAACAGCCUGAAGACAUUGUUUACUCUCAAGUGAGAAGCUCUAAUGCUAAAGCUCAUCGGUCUCAUCGCUAG